Molecule: messenger RNA, 27547 nt
Organism: Coregonus sp. 'balchen'
Lineage: Eukaryota; Metazoa; Chordata; Actinopteri; Salmoniformes; Salmonidae
Source: the annotation of a GenBank genome assembly
AUGGCGGAUGAAGAUGUUACGCUGGAUGGUAAACCGCUACAAUCCCUACGUGUGGCGGAUUUGAAAGCCGCUUUGGAGCAUCGACACCUCCCUAAAAGCGGGGCGAAAAAUGCGCUCGUUAAGCGACUAAAAGGGGUAAGUUUGGCGCCGGUUAUUGCUUCUACGGACAAGCUGGUCAAGUUCAGCAGGAGGCGAGAGUGGAUUUAUAGGCCGUGUGUCGGUGGUUCGGGAGCGGGAAUGCAUAAUAUUAGGCACUCAUACGCGUGCGGAGGAUUUCAGGUCUGGCAAAUGAUCCAUCGGUAUGUUAAAAUACGUCGAACCAAUUGUAGAACUAUAUAUUGUGUGGUGCAACACUCUUCAAAGUUGAUAUGUGUUGCACGGACCGAACUGAAGGCCCAACCGGAGUGUGUUUAUGCUAGCGAACUAACCAGCAGCAGUCCCUCUCUCGUCGGGCCCGCGCUCUGUGUGAGUGAGAGGAAAAGGGGGCAGGGUGAUUGUGUACGCGCCUGCCCAUAUGCGCCGUUUACAGUAACAGUAGCUCGCUAGCUACGUAGUUAGCUUAGUAAGGCAAACAUAUUUAGGAGAUAAUUAACGUGAAGUUGCUUUUAUUUUUCUCUUCAAUUAGCUAGCUAUAUUAUUACCUAGUUACAUUUUCCUUAACAAUACCGCCAAUGAAAAACAUUAGGUUUCCAGCAAGCUAGUGCUGAAUAUUAAUUUGCACACCACCAUUAGAAAAUUGAUUUCCCAAUUGCAUUAUAAUUGCCUCAUAAGUGUGAUAACUUAAUUGCACACAAUGCUCAGCAAUCACAAAUAAUUGCAUAAAUUAUAACUACCCGUUUUUUAAUCAGCCAUGCAGUUUACUUUGCGUGUAUAAUGGUCUAUAUCCUGUGUGUGAAAAUGGGCUAUUCUUCCGCAUUUCCAAUCGAAUGCAAGCUGAAGGUUUGCAAAAUGUCAGUGGAAGGGCAAUCGAAACUGGCUGGCACUCUAACCUCAAUGACCGGAGUCGAUUUGGAUCAUUACCCAAUGAUGCCCCUCCUUCUAUGCAACUGACCAACGAACGAUUCAUUUCGCUUCUACGUUCCGUAUUUAGCCUAUAUGGAAUAAAAACGGGUCUGUUCAUUAGAAGAGAAUCUCCAUACAGAGGGCAGGACAGAGAGAGUGUUUCAGAGACCCUGCUCCCGACCACUAUGACGACGUUUUGGGCAUCACUUGCAGCUGGAGUUGAAUGGGAACAAGGGCUUGCUGUCCUGUCUAGGAUGCUACAUUUGUUGACUGAUUUCAUCUAUGUGCCUGUAAUCAUUCGGUUAGUUUUGCUACAAUGUAAAUGUUUAGUACUGUCUAUAUUGCUAUUAUUAUUAUUUUCUCUCCUAUGAUGAUCCCGCCAUGCUAAUACUGAUGCACCAGACUGGCAGUGUGUCUCUCUGGGUGCAAGUGAGUUAAACUCACCUUUGCAUACUGACUGGGUCAGUGUGUGCUGAGGAGAAUGAACAAAUAGCUCUUAUUAACCUGCAUUUCUUACGUGUUUUAACCGGUAUUUUGGUCGCUGUUUCAGGCUCUGAUGUUGGAGAAUGUAAAGAGGACCUCCACUUCCCACAUUGGGCUCCAGCCCAACUCCCAGGUAAGAGCAAUACACUACUGGUUGGAGAGUCGACACUAGAUGUAGAGACAAUGUUAUGGAGGUUACCUAAUUUAAUUGUCAGUCAUCUGUGUGUUUCAGACCAGAUAUGUAUUUUUUUACCCUCAAAUGAAUUCGAAAAUAUUUCUACCUGUAUUGUUAAAUGCACAAAGGUGAUCAUUUUACCCCCCUCCUGAUUGUGUGUCUAUCGUUUUAGAUUGGGGUGAAGAUGAGUCCUGUAUCAUUAAAACGCACAUAUAGCCUAGUCUUUCCCUUCCGGUUUUCUAAUGUUGUGACUAUAUCCCCUGUGUGUUCAGAUUGGGGAGGAGAUGAGCCAGAACAGCUUUAUAAAGCAGUACCUGGCCCAGCAGCAGGAGCUCCUCCGCCAGAGGCUGGAGAGAGAGGCCCGGGAGGCGGCCGAGGCCGAUGGUAAGACACCCACAACCAGGCUUUAAUAGCCACACUAGCACACUACUUAGCACGGAAUGCUAGUGUCGAGUGGACAUUGGACCAUAGUCUGUUCCAAUAUCCACACUGAAGCAAUGUUUUGCGCAUGCAUUGUAAGUAGUAUGCUAGUGUGGACAUAGAGGCAGACUUGAACUACAUCUGAACAAUGUACGAUGGCCCUAUAGCUUAGUGCAGUUAACAACUGUAGAGUGAUACCAGUGGCACUAUAUGAAUGGAGGGCAGUUAGCUGAGUGCCAUUCACAUCUGCAUAUAAACCGUGGCCUUAUAGCUGAGUGCAUUUCUCAUCUGCAUAUAUGGCUAGUGGGCCCAUCUCAGGCCUCUUGCACCAUGUAAUGGCCCCAAGUCCUUAUUGUCUCCGAUGAUGAUCCCGCCAUGCUAAUACUGAUGCACCAGACUGACAGUGUGUCUCUCUGGGUGCAAGUGAGUUAAACUCACCUUCUCAUACUGACUGGGUCAGUGUGGGCUGAGGAGAACUGCUAGAAAUUAACCACAAUACCCACUUUAAUAUAUUUUAUUAUUUUACCCGAAAGGGUACUAACACAACUUCUGUGUCUUUAUUAAUUAAAUUGAACCUUUAUUUAACAAGGCAAGUCAAUUAAGAACAAAUUCUUAUUUACAAUGACGGCCUACCAAGAGGCCUCUUGCGUGGAUGGGGGCUGGGAUUAAAAAUAAAAAUGUAGGACAAAACACACAUUACGACAAGAGACACCACAACACUACAUAAAGAGAGACCUAAGACAACACAGCAUAGCAGCAACAACACGGUAGCAACACAACAUGGCAGCAGCACAACAUGGUACAAACAUUGUUAGGCACAGACAACAGCACAAAGGUAGAGACAGCAGUACGUCACACGAAGCAGCCACAAGUGUCAGUAAGAGUGUCCAUGAUUGAGUCUUUGAAUGUAGAGAUGGAGAUAAAACUGUCCAGUUUAAAUUAUUUGUAUAUACCAGGUUAUUUCAGGUAUGUUGAAUGAGCUGUCUUUCUUGUUCUCUCCAAUUGAGUUGUAGUGCAGAGUCUGAGUUCCAACCUCUGACCUCUAACCUCUGUUUCUCCUCAGCAGGGGAAACAGGCCCUGAGGAGGAGGAGGAGGAGGAUGAGGAGGAGGAGGAGCACACAGAGCAGGGCAACGACAGCGCUUCCUACCACCCUGACAAGGUCAGUAACACACACACACUCACACACACAGAGAAGCAGAAGAUGCUCAAAAGCCAAUCACAUUCGAACGGUCCAAGAUAUAUUUAUUCUCCUAUAAGUUCUGUUCUUUUUCAUGUGUUCAUAUCAGCCUAGCUAACAGUCUCAAUUUCUCUCUCUCUUUCCCCCAACCUCACCUCUCACACCCCAGCAUCGCCCCAUGCCCUCCCAGCCCCCACUGACCCGGGCAGAGGAAGAGGGAGGAGGUGAAGGAGGGCCAAUGAUGAUGGGAAUGAUGUCCCAGGUUAUGGGCAAAGGGAUGAUGACUCGCAGACCACACUUUGGCCCAGGCUCCGUGCCCCAGGAGUCCCCUGACGCCCCUGGAGGUCCUGGAUCCUGGAUGCAGCAGCGUCCCUCCCUCCGCCACGAGGAGCCCACCACCCCCUCCCCUCCCCGCGCUGUGGCCUCCCUGUCCGUGCGUGUCCUGGGGGACCCCGAGCGCCAGGGCCUGCCACCCUCCAUGCCCCCCCGCGCCCAGGCCCAGGAGAAGGAAGGCACUGCCCCGGCGGAUGACGACCGACCCGCCCACUAUGUGCUCCACCUCAGCCGCUCUGCCCGGGCAGCAGCCGGCGCCGGGGGUAACCGCGUCCAGGAAGACAGCGAUGAAGAUGAUGACAGCAGUGAGGAGGAUGAAGAUGAGUGGGGACCUGCAGCGGGGGCAAGGAGAGGGGUCGGUGGCGGAGGAAGAGGAGGAGGACGUUCCCCUCCCCCCCAGCCCCAGGAGCCUUCCCCCAGCGUCCCAGCGGGCCGAGAGCGGUCCAGACGCAAGCUCCAGCCUCCGCAACAUAUCCCCCCUCAGCAGGUAGUACACCAACCACCCAUGCAGCUCCGCCAGCCCACUCCGCCCCCCUCUCCACCCCCAGAGCUCUCCUUCCCCCUCCCCGACACCCCCAAGCAGAGCCCGCCCGACAUGGAUGAGGAGCCAGAAAGAGCAGGGGCUGGGGUGGCCGUCCGCUCCCCUCCAGGUGGCCUCCAGAGGCAGGACUCCGACUCCAGCUCCCGCUCCAGCAGCCCAGAGCCCCUGGCCCAGCGGCGGCCCGGACCCCUCUCCCUGCUCGCCCGCAAGAUGGCUUCCGAGGGAGCGUUCGGAAAGAGUGGUGAGGGUGCCUCAGACGGCCAGACAGGUCCUGGUGGGGAGUCUUCCGGACCAGGAGAUGGAGGUAGCCGCAUCCCAGGAGCAGGACCGGGGGUUGGGGUAGUCAUGUUCCCUGGGGCUGCUAUCACCCACACAGGAGGCAGCAGUGCAGCGCACUCCGGAUCCGUCCCUGUAGCUGAGGUCCCUGCACCAGUGGCUAUGUUUGGAUCAGGAGCCCAGUCCCAUCCUCUCUCUCUGGUGUCUGGAGCAGCUGUCCCCAGCAUGACCCUCACCGCUGAGCCCCAGGGUCCAUCUGGAGAGACGGCACAGAAGAGGACAGAGAAAGAGAAGAAGCAGGUGGAGGAGAGGGAGAUGAAGCAGGUGGAGAAGGAGAAACAGGAAGAGAAGGAGAGGGAGAGUUGCCUGCCGCCAGGGAAGCACAGACGUGACUUGAUGUCUCCGUCUGCGUCCUCACAGUUUGGGUCUGGGGGGUCAGAGGUGCCUGCGGUGAACCAGGGGGACAGCCCGAAGAAGUCACCCUUCGGCAGGGACGAACCCCUCUCCUCCCCUCCCGGCUCAACCACCUGCCUGCCUGCCGUCGCCCCCAAGAAGCCCCGCAUGUUCUCCGACACCUCAUCCGGCUCCAUGACGUCCCCAUCCCAAACCUGGGCAGCAAGGGUCUGUGGUGGUGACCAUCCCAGGGGGACCCCCUGAACCCCAUGGUAUAUCUGUGAAACCGCUCAAACAGGGAGUCCUCGUCUCAGGGGCCCAGCAGCACACGGACAACACCAUAGAGGUCACCUCACCGAACAAGGCGUCCGCGGAAAAGCCUGGAGGAGACGAUGGGAAGAUGGAGAAGGAGCGUGACAGCCAGGCAGAAAAGGGGACAGCGAAAGCCGGGGAGACCAGGAGAAGGGGACCUGAAGAGGCUGUUGAGGUUGAGCCCAUGGGGCCUGUUCUGCCCCCCUCUUACCUAGGUAAGAGAGAAGAGGAGAAGAAGCGGAAGGAAGAUGAGAGGAAGAAGGAAGAAGAGAGGUGCAGGCAGAGGAAGAGGGCGAGCAACAGGAGGUCAUCCCCCACCAGCAGCGGCGACUCUUCCUCCGAUUCUGGAUCCUCUUCAUCACGUUCCUCUGGCUCCAACCUCCUCCCAGGACAAAAAAAAGGUUAGUGACUGGGUAAUCCGGAUGUCAAAUCAAUCUUUCUCUCUGCAAUGACAAGCUACCAUCACCCUUCAGUACUAGAGCAGUCUACACAUUAGUCUCCGAUGAUGAUCCCGCCAUGCUAAUACUGAUGCACCAGACUGGCAGUGUGUCUCUCUGGGUGCAAGUGAGUUAAACUCACCUUCUCAUACUGACUGGGUCAGUGUGGGCUGAGGAGAAUUAGUAAAAGAUGCUUCACCACCUGUGACAUGCUUCUUUAUAUUAUUGAACAUAAUAAUUUAACAUAAUAACCGCUCUUCCCUCAUACAAUCCCAGCAAUCUUUCUUGACAUGCUUUUAUUUGAUCAUAUAAAAGGGGAUUAUUUUCCGGUACAGAAGUAGCUUCUUGCUUUUGUCUCUAACACAACACAUUGAUAUUUUGCCAUAUAUUGCCAAUUGUCUGUCGUUUGCUCAUUCUAUUUGUUUGUCAGAAGUCUGGCCCUGGAAAAGGAAGACAGGAUGAAAAGAGAAGACUGGAAAAGGGAGGAGAGAAGAAACAGUCUUCCAGGUCAGCCAUAAUACCAUUUGAGUUGCUCUCACAACGCACACACUCCUCCUUGUUCUUUACACAUACACACCAGGGUUUCCAUUAGCCGGUAAUAGCCGGAUUUAGGCUGCUAAAAAAAUGGAAAAGCCAGUCAAUAAAAUUGCCGCCGGCUAAUUGUCUGGUAGAAGAAGAAAAAUAAUGCUUUUUAGCCUAAUCAUUGUCAGUUAAGAACAAAUUCUUGUUUACAAUGACGGCCUACACCGGGAAAAAGCUGGACGACGCUGGGCCAAUUGUGCGCCGCCCUAUAGGAUACCAGUUGAUGGAAAUACGUUUGACCGGUCAUGAUUAUUGGUCUAUGGGUCAAUUUGCAUAAUUUAGUGGAAUUAAAUUGACGCAUGUGUAUAUUCGUUAUGUAUCUUAUUUAUGACACGCACAGCAUACAGAUACAGAGUCUUUUAGCGGAAAAUCUGUCAGACAUCACUUUUAUAAGCCCAAUCAUUGCGCAACAAUUCUAAAUGCAAUCAUGUGUUCAAAUGUUUUUUGGCCACGAUUAAAGAGGUAAUAUUUGUAUUUCUCAACUGGUAAUUGAAGUGUGCUUCCCAUUAGCCAUUCAAAUGCAUAGGCAAAGAAGGCAGGCUUCAUCAGUGCGUCACCUACCACUUUGUAAUGAGCUGGAGGCGUUAUGCAUUUUGAAAGCAUAUAGCUGCUUAAUUGUUUGAAACCUGAACAUUUUACUACAUAUUAUGAGGCAUGUUUACCUUGCUUCAAAGUAGCCUAGGCAAAAUCCAACCCUGUCCGUGGAGGCAAUUAUUUUAUAAAGACUUCCAUAUGCCAUUGAAACCAGUAGCCCAUUUCUCUCAUGUUCUGUUGGUUUUCAACUUUCUUUCACUGUCCGGUAGCAAAAUCCACAUUCACGCGUAGCCUACUGCCUUGUGAACAUUGCUGCGCUAAUAAUGUUAAGAAAUAAUAGUUGAUCAACAUUUUAGCUAAACAAAGCCUUUUAUUUUGUAAUUUAAAAAUUUUAUCCUAGUCCUAACGGUUGUAUGAAUUUGGGAGCACCGUGGGUGGACGCCCUAAUCAGGUUAUGCACCCAAUGCAUAUGGGUCUGAGAAAUAUACGGGUAAAUUAAAAUGCUGCCGGUCAAAUGUCCAGCGCCACAUUUUCAUAACGGAAACCCUGACACACACACUUCACAAAACAAACCCUUGGUGAGCUGCUAAUAUUUGCACACAUACAUUUUCCGAUGCAUUACCGAUUUGUACAGUGCUGUGAAAAAGUAUUUGCCCCCUUUCAGAUGUUCUCUAUUAUUGCAUAUUGUUAAUACUGAAUGUUAUCAGAUCUUCAACCAAAACCUAAUAUUAGAUAAAGGGAACCCGAGUUUACAAAAAAAUAAGUUAUUUUAUUUAUUUAAUUAACAAAGUUAUCAUAACACCCAACUCCCCUGUGUGAAAAUGUAAUUGCCCCCUUACACUCUAACUGGUUGUGCCACCUUUAGCUGCAAUGACUGCAACCAAAUGCUUCCUGUAGUUGUUGAUCAGUCUCUCACAUCGCUGUGGAGGAAUUUUGGCCCACUCUUCCAUGCAGAACUGCUUUAACUUAGUGACGUGUGGGUUUUCAAGCAUGAACUGCUCGUUUCAAGUCCUGCCACAACAUCUCAAUUGGGAUUAGGUCUGGACUUUGACUAGGCCAUUCCAAAACUUCAAAUGUGUUACUUUUUAACCAUUUUCAUGUAGACUUGAUUGUGUGUCUUGCUGCAUGACCCAGCUGUGCUUCAGCUCACAGACGGAUGGCCUGACAUUCUCCUGUAGAAUUCUCUGAUACAGAGCAGAAUUCAUGGUUCCUUCUAUUAAGGAAAGGCUUCCAGGUCCUGAGGCAGCAAAGUAUCCCCAAACCAUCACACUACCACCACAAUGCUUGACCGUUAGUAUGAGGUUCUUACUGUGGAAUGCAGUGUUUGGUUUUCGCCAGACAUAAAUGGGACCCAUCUCGUCCAAAAAGUUGAUGCAAGUUUGCCAAAAAGCACCUGGAAGCACCUGGAUGACUCUUGGAAGAAUGUUCUAUGGACAGAUGAGUCAAAAGUAUAACUUUUUGGAUGACAUGGGUCCCAUUAUUUAUUUUCCAAUAAAUUACUAUUAAGAAGGAAUUUGCCUGGAGGUUUUAAUUCUAGGCGUAAACAUAUUUCAACAUGUCCAGGCAAUAACAGGCUACACUGACAACUUGAGCUUGGCUCCCAAGUUUCUAAACCAUUCCAAACCAUCUUUGGUAUAGUGUCGCCAUAAUAUUGGAAUUGAGGAAGUGUGAUCAUAAUCAUUAUUUUCACGAUCUGCAGUAGACAUCCUAAAUGCAGAUGUGUGCUAAACAGUGCACUUGCACCUGAGAUGCAUUUUUAGGCUAUGGAUGAGAAAGUUAUCUUGUCAGGCUGCUUUGCGAUCUAUGAACAGCAAGGGUUGCAUUAAAAGUUGACACAUGUAGGCCCUUUUUAUAGGCUAUGCGCAGCACUUUGUUUUAAGCAUCAAUUUCUCUAUUUAGUUAGGCCUAUUGUUUUCUUGCUCAAACCACGAGCAACACCUGUCAAACUCAGACAUUUCUCUCAACACAGGGAUGUCGAUUUGCAUUGGACUAGCAAUAUAAGAGGACCGUGGAGUUGUUUUUUUGCGGCUGGAAUUAUUUACACACAGGUGUUCAGAGCACGGUAGAUACAGUGCGUUCGGAAAGUAUUCAGACCCCUUGACUUUUUCCACAUUUUGUUAAGUUACAGCCUUAUUCUAAAAUGGUUUAAAUUGCUUUUUUUCCCCAUCAAUCUACACAAUACCCCAUAAUGACAAAGCAAAAACAGGUUUAGAAAUUUGUGCACAUUUAUUAAAAAUAAAGAACUGAAAUAUGACAUUUACAUAAGUAUUCAGACCCUUUACUCAGUACUUUGUUGAAGCACCUUUGGCAGCGAUUACAGCCUCAAGGCUUCUUGGGUAUGAUGCUACAAGCUUGGCACACCUGUAUUUGGGGAGUUUCUCCCAUUCUUCUCUGCAGAUCCUCUCAAGCUCUGUCAGGUUGGAUGGGGAACGUCGCUGCACAGCUAUUUUCAGAUCUCCAUAGAUGUUUGAUCGGGUUCAGGCUCUGGCUGGACCACUCAAGGACAUUCAGAGACUUGUCCCGAAGCCACUCCUGCGUUGUCUUGGUUGUGUGCUUAGGGUCAUUGUCCUGUUGGAAGGUGAACCUUCACCCCAGUCUGAGGACCUGAGAGCUCUGGAGCAGGUUUUUGUCAAGGAUCUCUCUGUACUUUGCUCCGUUCAUCUUUCCCUCGAUCCUGACUAGUCUCCAAGUCCCUGCUGCUGAAAAACAUCCCUACAGCAUGAUGCUGCCACCACAAUGCUUCACCGUAGGGAUGGUGCCAGGUUUCCUCCAGAUGUGAUGCUUGGCAUUCAGGCCAAAGAGUUCAAUCUUGGAUUCAUCAGACCAGAGAAUCUUGUUUCUCAUUGUCUGAGAGUCCUUUAGGUGCCUUUUGGCAAACUCCAAGCGGGUGGUCAUGUGCCUUUUUACUGAAGAGUGACUUCUGUCUGGCCACUACCAUAAAAGCCUGAUUGGUGGAGUGCUGCAGAGAUGGUUGUUGUCCUUCUGGAAGGUUCUCCCAUCUCCACAGAGGAACUCUGGAGCUCUGUCAAGAGUGACCUCCCUGACCAAGGCCCUUCUCCCCCGGUUGCAAAAAUUCCCCAAAACUUGUUUUCACUUUGUUAUUAUGGGGUAUUGUGUGUAGAUUGAUGAGUAAAAAAAAAUGUUUUAAUCAAUUUUAGAACAAGGCUGUAAUUUAACAAAAUGUGGAAAAAGUCAAGGGGUCUGAAUACUUUCCCGAAUGCACUGUAGCUAAUUAACACAGGUGGUUCCGUCUGUCUUCCGUAAACAAGAGCUGCAACAUGGAGAUAUGGGCGUUUGGGAACACGAAGCCUAACCCUAUAAAGGUGCAAAACACAGCUACACGUGCGCCCGGGCGACAUUAAUCGAACCCCCUCUAUCAUCCCUGCCUCAGUUGUCUGUAAUGUGAAUGUUUCUUUGGAAUUUAACACGUUGAACACAUCCUUCUGGGCCCGGUUUCCCAAAAAGCAUCUUAAGGCUAAGUUCGUUAGAUCCUUCGUAGGAGCAUUGUUAAAUCUCUGAACGGUUUCCCAAAACCAAUGUUAUUAACAUUGCACUUGAAAACGCUCGUAAUCUAACGCCUAACUCAGACCACUCGUAGAACAGUGCGUCAUUAGAUGUAUUUUUGCCCUGCUGGGACACUUUAUACACAGAUCUCUGCUAAACAUUGAAUCGCAUGGUUUAUACGUCUCUCUCUGUGACUGCUGAUGACUUCAGAACAAAGUUGACUACAAAUACAAAGUUUCCAAUGUCUUUGCAAUUGAUACAAACAAGUGAGGUAUAAAAAGAUGCUUCAAAUGAAAACUGCGAUGACUGCAUCAAAAUAUAAACAGUAGGGGCCCGGGGUAAUCAUAUUGAAAUACAUUUAAUAUUAAAUCAAUUGAGUUCUAUUUUGAUACUUGUAGGCUACUAUCUAAUUUGUCUCUAUAUUUCAUGUGUAGUCUAACGUGUGCAAUGAUGUGCCAAAUCAGCGAUUUUAGUCCAUUUUUAUUGGGUAAGCAUUAGAAUAAGCCACCUCAAUAUUUGCAGCCAUAGGUGGUAAUAGGAGCUGAUCUGUCAUCAGUAUUGUAAAAUAAUUAUAAUGUUAAGGUAAGAUUUGAAUGGAGAAAGCUGAUCCGAUUUUAAUUCUCCCUUUCUUUCGAUACUAUAAGUAUUGACACAUACUCCAAUUUAUCGACCGUUCUCUCUGCGUGUUGUUUUGGGAAACACGUUACAUCUUCGGCCGUUGUAGGAAAGAUACAUCGUUAAAGCACUCCUAAGCUCCAUCGCUAUCAGGGAAACCGGGCCCUGGUCAUUGAUCUGUGGAUGGAUAAUUUGACUCCAGGAGUGGAUGGACGUCUCAAGGUAGCGAUCAAGAGUUUAAAGAUUAUAAUAAAAGCAGGAAGCACCAUUAAAAAUGUGUGUGCAGAUAUAUAUUUUAUGGGUCUUGCCUUUGCCAGAAGAUACCGACCCUACCCUUACGCUUGUUUACACUGAGCUGCACUGGGGUCUGAACGCAAUCAUGGUUACAUUAAGACACCUUGGAGCCGGCGUGAGAUAUGGGUUGGAAAACGUACCUCAAUGCAGACUACUAGUUUUCCCGGAAAACUGCCCUUUUCAUCCUCCGCUAGCAGUAGCCACAGCAGCUAUUAUGGAAUGGCACUUCAUGCUGAACAAGAAAGGAGCUUAUUGGCUGACUGCCAUUCCAAAAAUGGCUGCAGUGGCUACUGCUAGCUAGCAGGAGGACGAAAAGGGCAGUUUUCUGUGAAAACGCAGUAUUUAAAACUUCUCUAUGUAUGAGUGUGGAUGAUGUAAAAUGUUGAGUAUAGUUGCGUAUCCCAUCCCUGCAUUGAGGUAGAUUUUCCAACCCAUAUCUCAUGCUGGCUCUUAAUGUAACCAUGAUUGCAUUCCGACCCCAGUGCAGCUCUGUGUAAACAAGGUAAUGGUCUGUAUCUUCUAGAAACUCUUGCCUCAUCAUUAAGUUUUAAUGUCCAUCUAUGUCAUGAGUGAAGUAUGUUUCAUGGGUUUUGUGUUUUUUGAUGAAUGACACAUUGUUUGACUUAAUUUCUAAUUUGGACAUUUGACACAUGGAUAUAUUGGAAAGAAAAUGUGAACGGUUUAUUCCAUAUAGAGAUGACGCAAUUAAAUUGGCCAUAACACCACACCCAGAUUUUGCCACGUUUUAGCAUGAUCCAUUGUAACUACUCUACUACUGCCAAAUGUCAAAUUCGUUGUUACAAAAUAGCGAUAGCAUCCCUUCACAUACCGACAGCAUUGUAAACAGUCAAUUAUUACUUGCGCGACUACUAGUUAUAGAAAAGGCAAGGAAGGGGCAACGGUAGUCGUAUUUCUUGUUAGGCGUUUAAUGAGGCACCCCACAGCCGAAGAGAGACGGUUAGUGCAAUCCGGGAUUCUUGGGACGCCCCUUUCCUAAACUAAACCAAAGAUUAUCUAUUAUAUUGAAAAGAUAGCAGAGUGACCGCUCUAACAAUAGAAAGACAUGUCCUCAAUGAUUGAAGGCAGGGGAGAUCGGGUGGGACUAUUCUAGCCAGUGAGCGGGCAAAUACGCGUGUGAACAACAGGCACACAACUGUCGUUUUUCUCAAAGUAGCCGGAAUGCCAUCCACUUAUCAGUACAUUUGUAACAGGCUAAACAUAACAAAACUUCUAUAGGAUAAAAGAAGCUUCGCGUAAUUCGACACUCUCAGACCUCCAUACAAAAAGGGCUUAUCUCACGCGGACAGAUGUUGGGCAGGGUAAAUCCUCUCGCUUCGCCUUUCCCUCUCUGCCUUAACCCCUACAAUAACUCCAACCAGUUGAAAAUUGGGCUCCCGAGUGGCGCAGUGGUCUAAGGCACUGCAUCUCAGUGCUUGAGGCGUCACUACAGACCACCUGGUUCGAUUCCAGGCUGUAUCACAACCGGCCGUGAUUGGGAGUCCCAUAGGGCGGCGCACAAUUGGCCCAGCGUCGUCCGGGUUUGGCCGGUGAAGGCCGUCAUUGUAAAUAAGAAUUUGUUCUUAACCGACUUGCCUAGUUAAAUAAAGGUUUAAAAAAAAAUAUAUAUAUAUAAAAAAAUCGUCUUCAAUGGGGGUGACGUCAGAGUUGGAGGUCCCAAGGAUCCCGGAUAGCGAACUAUUUCCCCCUCUCGGCUCGCUAUCCAAUAUGGCCGUCGUGCGUGUAUUGGUACUCUGAUAUCGUCGCAGUGCACAAACCCGGCAGCCGCAAAAGGAUUUCUCGUCCUCGAUUUCAAUCCGUGCCUGACUGGAGCAAUCGAUUGCGAUAGUGUUAGGUGUCGGCGGUUUGAGCCAGACAAUAUGCUAUCAGAAGGGACCAAAAACGGGUAAGAUAGAGAGCGAAAGGUUAGGCAUUACGUUGCUAGAUUUGCUUCAUCGUAGUAGCUAAGGCGCAGCCAGUGCUGAUUGUCACUUGUGUCAUGUCUCAACCGCUCGUUCACCCUGCGCGUCUGGUGCCCUAAUUAAAUUAUCGCUAAACAUACGUUGUCACUGUCAGCGGUGGGCUUUUGAUUACUAGACUGACACGAAGUGUGUUACAUUACAUACAUUCGUCGUGCACGUGAGUCUCGCUCUCUCCGCGUCCACGUGGGGUGUGGAUCCGUUGGACUCGUGUUCGGGGAUGGGAGAUACCAGGGUAACUCCGCAGUCAUUCAAGUUUAUUAGUACCAGAAAAUACAUAUACGCAGAUAAGUAAGUACUAAAACUGGUAGUAGUUGGAUCAAACGCGACAUACUGAGAAUCAUGCAGAAGCUUAUGAAUUAAACAACGAAUUACUUCCUCGUUGUUCUUGACUCGUCGUAACAUGUUUCAGUUUAGCUUGUGUGUGUGUGUACUAAAGCUCACCUACACUCGCUGUGUGAAUCAAAUGGCUGUUUAGAGACCAUUUUAUAUAUCUGAAUGUACACUACCUGUCUCGCUAUGACUCCAGUACAUGAAUAGAUAUACUGCCUGUCUCACUCUGUAUGAAUGUCUUACUAUAUGAAUACAGUGUAGGUAACGACUCUCUCACUUCAGAGGUAGGGUAUGACUGAUUAAUUGUCCACCUCCUCUCCCUCGUCUUUUAUGCUUCUUUUGUCAGGUUAGUUAUUGCUGUGGAGAGGAGAUGGAUGGUGUCAGACAGAGCCAUGUAUAAAUAUAUAUGGCUCUGGUGUCAGAUUAAGAGUCGUGAUGAUGAUAAAGAAUACUGUUCAUGUUGUUAAUGAGCAAGUGUCACCAUGGGAGAUAAUUUAAUACACAAGACAUGUGUUGGCCAUUGUGGGUGGGUGCCCUUAUGGUGUGUCAUAAUUCUCCACCUGGCAAGGCUGGGGAUGAGGCUGUCUCCUGGGGGUACUAUAUGGACUAUCAAUGGUCAAUGUGGAGUAAGGAUUAAGUUAUAUAAAUGAGGAAAUGAAAAAAAAAAUGGGGGGCCUCUUUAGCAAAGAGGCAGUCCUCCUUCCAACGAACACACAAACGAACACACACUCUUAAUGAUUACAUCUGGGACCGGCUGCUCCUCCACUGCUGCCCCACUGGGGUGGAGUUCUAGUUGACAUAUGUCCCCUGGCCCCUCAUAGGCCUCAGAUUGCAGGUGUGUGUUCGGAGUGUGUAAGAGACACACGCAGAACAAUGGCUUCACUUUUUUGGUGUGGACGAUGUGGAAGGCUUGAGGAGUCCAAUCGGUUAUCAGUCAGUGACAUUAGGAUGACCCUGUAAGUGAUCUCCUCAAAAUGUGUGUACGCGUGUGGUCUUUGGUUAGUCAGCAGUGCAUGUCUUGGUUGGUCAAUCAGUGUGACUGACCGUAUGAGGAGUUUGUUUUGAGGAGUAUUUGUGACCUCGUAGCUGGGUCGCUGGGUGUCAGUUGGCUGUUUGGUGGUGUGAGAAAGUUAUUUAUAGUUGCACUGUCCCAGAUAACUAGCCUCAACCAACCUUCCCUUCUCUCUCUCUCCGUUUCCUGUGUCUUCUCGCUGUCUUGUCAUGAUCUGUCCUCUGUGUGUGUCCGACUCUCUCUUUACUAGAGGUAUCCUCAUCCAUCCAUCUUCUCUUAUUUUUUGAUGAGGGACACAUUUUUGUUCCUUCCUACUAGAUUGACUUUUUAGCUUUCAUGGCUAAUGGUUGUAGGUAGGACUAAAUACCACAUCUUUGCCGUUUUUAUGUGUUUUACGAUGACAUGCUCUUCAUUCAGAUCUUUGUAUGAUAAUACAUCAUCUCUCUCUACUAUCCUCUCUCUCUCUCUUCCCCAGGGAGGAGAAGCAGUCUUCCCUGUCGGAGCCGUCCGGCCCUGGCCCUAUGGAGGUGGUGGAGAGGACAGACCCAGAGGACUCCAGGGCCCCCCAGCCCACCCCCGAAGGGGACCCAGAGAACAGUGAGGGCCGCAUGGAGGAGGUAAGGCCGCUGAGAGGGAGAGGUGGGGGCCUGGGCGCAUGGGGAUAACUCUGGGGGGGGGGGGGGUCAGUGGAUGUUUCAGGAAGUAACCCCCUCGUCCUAUGGCUUAGUCUGGUACAGGCUGUGUCCCAAGUGGGACCCUGUUCCCUACAUAGUGCACUACUCUGUUUUGACCGGAGCCCAUAGGGUGCGCUAGAAAUAAAAUUGUGCACUAUAGGGAAUAGGAUGCCAAUGGGACACAGCCCUGGUUUGAGACAGUUAAACGUCCAUUGAUGGAUAUUUGUGGAUGUUUCAGGGUAACAGUGAACGAACAUACUAACCCCCUUGUUACUAUGGCUUAGUUUGAUACAGUUCAAAUACCCAUAGGUAGAUUCUUCUCUCCACAAAUGGGACUAAACAAACUAACCUAACCUCUUUGAAACAGCUAGCUAAAUGUCGAUAGAUACUGUUCGCAACAUACACUCACACAUAGACAUGCCACACACACGUUAUUCUAUAUUCUUCUAUAUCUGGAGGUUUUCAUAGAGCAGUUGCUUUAGCGACUGGACUGCAGGUGGUUCAUCACUAAUGGGGUGUGAAAUUAGACGUGAACUCCACAUGGACUGCAUGCGUGCUCCACAUCUCAAUGUUGUUGGGUCAUUUGUGUGUGUGUGAGAGAGAGGGUGAGUCAGGGUAAUCUACAGUCACAUUGCUCAUUAUUAUCACAAGCUAACAAAAUACACACGCACAUAAAUAUGCAUUUAACAUACAUUUUCCAAAUCCUAUUAUGACCAUACACGUAAUACUACAGAGCCAUCAAGGGUAGGCAGAGUCAAAUGUAUUUGUUUGGCCAUUUUGAAAUGAGCGUAAACCUUCCUUCCCUUCUUGUUAGUCAGAUCCAACAUAGUAAACCAACAGUGGUCAGUGGCUGAACGGACCACUAAUUUCAAAUGACAAUAGUCCAUUAUGAGAACUUCAGAGCAUUCUGCACUUUUACACAUUUCAGAUUAUAAACUAAUGCAAUUGCUAUUCAGCGAAGCAGUUCCUUUUGAAAUGGCUCACCCUCACUGUGUGUGUGUGUGUGUGGGGUUGUGACCUCAGGGUUUGCAUGAGUAAUAGCCCCUGACAGUGUGCAGGAAGAGAUGCAUCAAGUCUCUCCCUCUGCUUUCCCUCAUUUUCUCUCUACAUCCCUCUGUCCCGACUCGCUCUCUGUCCCGACUCUCGCUCUCUGUCCCGACUCUCGCUCUCUGUCCCGACUCUCGCUCUCUGUCCCGACUCUCGCUCUCUGUCCCGACUCUCGCUCUCUGUCCCGACUCUCGCUCUCUGUCCCGACUCUCGCUCUCUGUCCCGACUCUCGCUCUCUGUCCCGACUCUCGCUCUCUGUCCCGACUCUCGCUCUCUGUCCCGACUCUCGCUCUCUGUCCCGACUCUCGCUCUCUGUCCCGACUCUCGCUCUCUGUCCCGACCCGCGCUCUCGCUCUCUGUCCCGACCCGCGCUCUCGCUCUCUGUCCCGACCCGCGCUCUCGCUCUCUGUCCCGACCCGCGCUCUCGCUCUCUGUCCCGACUCGCGCUUUCGGCUCUCUGUCCCGACUCUCGCUCUCUGUUCCGACUCGCACUCUCGCUCUCUGUUCCGACUCGCGCUCUCUGUUCCGACUCGCGCUCUCCCUCUGUCCCGACUCGCGCUCUCCCUCUGUCCCGACUCGCGCUCUCCCUCUGUCCCGACUCGCGCUCUCCCUCUGUCCCGACUCGCGCUCUCCCUCUGUCCCGACUCGCGCUCUCCCUCUGUCCCGACUCCGCGCUCUCCCUCUGUCCCCGACUCGCGCGCUCUCCCUCUGUCCCGACUCGCGCGCUCUCCCUCUGUCCCGACUCGCGCGCUCUCCCUCUGUCCCGACUCGCGCGCUCUCCCUCUGUCCCGACUCGCGCGCUCUCCCUCUGUCCCGACUGGCGCGCUCUCCCUCUGUCCCGACUCGCGCGCUCUCCCUCUCUCCCGACUCGCGCGCUCUCCCUCUCUCCCGACUCGCGCGCUCUCCCCUCUGUCCCGACUGCGCGCUCUCCCUCUGUCCCGACUGCGCGCUCUCCCUCUCUCCCGACUGCGCGCUCUCCCUCUUCCCGACUCGGCUCUGCUCUCCCUCUCUCCCGACUGGCGCGCUCUCCCUCUCUCCCGACUGGCGCGCUCUCCCUCUCUCCCGACUGCGCGCUCUCUCCUCUCCCGACUCGCCCCGCUCUCCCUCCUCCCCGACUGUCGCGCUCCUCUCUCCUCCUCUCCCACUCCUCGCUCGCUCUCCCUCUCCCUCUCCUCGCUCUCCUCUUCCGACUCGCGCUCUCCCUCCCGCUCGGCGCUCUGCCCUCCUCCUCGACCGCGCGCUCUCCCUCUCGUCCCGACUCGCGCGCUCUCCCUCUGUCCCACUCCGCUGCUCUCUCCCCCUCUCUCCCGACUCGCGCCGCUCUCCCCUCUCUCCCUCCCGACUGCGGCUCUCCUUCCCCUCCUCUCCUCUCCCGACUCGCGCCUCUUCCCUCUCUCUCCGACUCGCAUCUCCCUCUCUCCCGACUCGCGCGCUCUCCCGACUCGCGCUCUCUCUCUCUGUCCCGACUCGCGCGCUGUCUCUCGACUCGCGCUCUCUCUCUCUCCCGACUCGCGUGCGCUCUCUCUCUCUCUGUCCCGACUCGCGCGCUCUCUCUCAUUCCCAUGAUCUCUUUAUUUAUUUUGGUGUGACUGCUGUUUUAAAACCCCAUUGAUUGCUUUGUUACGAAGGUGCCCAUGCCUCUUCCAUUGCCCCUAAUGGUACCUGCGUACUACUACUACUGCCACCUCCUCCUCCACUACUACUACUCCUCCUCCUCCAACUCCUGCCCCGCUAUGCCCAAGCGCCUCGGCUGGACCUGAGCUAGGCCCCAGAGUGAGAGCUACUACUACACCACACCUGAUUGCACUGAGGUAGCCUCAGAGAGAGAACCAGAGAGCCUGAGCCACCAAGGCCUCCCCUAACCCCCAGCACUGAUUCAGCCACAGAACCAGAGGCUGAGCCUGCAAGUCCUCCCCAGAACCAAAGCCUCCCCUCCAGCCCAGCCCUGAGCCAGCCACAGGGCCUGAGACUGACCCACCAAAGCCCAGAGCUGAGCCAGCCAAAGAACCAGAGGUUGAAUAAAAGCCACCCCUAACCUCCAGCCCAGUCAUUCGCUGAGCCAGCAGGAACACAAUAACAUCACACCAGAGGCCCUCUGUUGCCACAGCAACCAGCAACAGAACCCUGGGGAGGGAAUCCCACUCACUAAACUGCCUGAUGGAGAGGGAGGGAGGGGGACGUUGUCUGCUGCCGUCGCCCUCCCUUCCUUCCUUCCGCCAUUUUGUGGAGAAACUAAAGCUACAGCUACUCUCCGCACCAAGAGAGAAGGAGCAUGUUCUGCCAGACUUAUCACAGACAGGAUGACUUCCUGCUGUUUAUCCCUGUGUCUCCAUGCCAGUCUGCCCCCUACUGGUCGAGAGGACUAUAAACAGGCAGGAGCCUUUCUGCCUCAUGGACUUGAAUGAACAGGGCCCACCUACACACUGAUGAGGCCCAUCCAGAUAUCAUCAGGGCCUGAUCAUCUGAAACGACACCAAGUUGACUUUCUCUGAUGCAUCUCCCAGCUAUGUGUCUUCAAUGUAGACACUCGAGUGGAUUAUUGAAAUGGAUUUAAAACAUUAUUUUGGACUACAUAUUUUUUCAUAAGACAACCGCUGAGUGCGAGAAAAUAUGGAAAUGUUUUGUUGCUACGGGCCUUUUCAUUGGCUCAUUGGCUCGUUCCCUUGUUCCGAAUGCUACUAUUGGCUUGGCCUGCCAGGCCAGCAGCCAACCUGGACCUUGAUUGGCUGGUCAAUCCUCAUUAGAGACUAUUACAACCUUCUGGAUUUUAUUUGAACGUUUCACUUGCAUCAAAGAUACUCAAAGCAAAGUCGAAAGGACAUAUUUUGGCGAAUCUGGUUGCAGAGUACACACAGAAUAAGUCAUCAGUAUGUGUGCUUAUAGCCUGCACUCUGAAUUCACAACUAUUGAACAUCUCCCUACGGCUUCCCCCUCACGGAACUUUUGACACUACACCAGCCACUAUGGAUUUAAACUUUAAUCUGUGGUCUCAUUGGACUAUUGGUUAUUACACAACCAGAGGCUUUUCAGUUGGAACUUUUCAAGUCUACAGGGCACGCAAAUUCUGUCAUGGACAUCAAGCGAUCCGAUUUGUUUAUAUUGGGACUUCCAAAGUUUUGACCCCCUUCUACCAAUAUUAAUCGACGAACCAACAAUUCAUGAACUCCUUGCCUAACAAGCAAAAGGCAAAAUGACUCUAAUCAAGCAAAGCACCAGUCAAAAAGUCCAAAGUUAAGAUCACUUCCUGCCUGCCAGCUAAUCACCAUUCAGCACACUCAAAUCGAGUACCGCCCUCACUCCUCUGCCUUCUCUGAUUGGACCCUUGUUGCCUAGAUACAGUACACAAUGCCGUGCGGUUGGGCCAUAGCCAAGCCAGUGGGGAAUCAGGUGUCAAUGGUACCAGGAAAUGACUUGUAAUUUUUCUCUCUAUUUGAGAUGUUUUUUUGUUUUUCUUUUAAUUAACUAUUAAGAAAAGAAAUGUCAGUUAGUUUCUUCUCAUAUCUUUUUGGUUGUUUACUUCAAGACAGGAGGAUUGACUUCAUUUUGCUAUGUGUAACUCAGUAUAACCCCUUUUAAACUCACAAUUACUGCAGUUUCAAUUUGAUAAAAAAAAAAAAACAUAAUUUGAGCUCCUAAAGCUGAUAUCUAGCCUAUCCUAAGUGUCUGCAUACAUUUCCUGGCAGAUCACCGUCCUUUAUUUGAAUCCUCCACUGAAUUGGAACUGCAGUAUCAGCCCAGACCUGUUCAGGUGUCUCUGGUCUGACAGACAAUGUCUCCAGCGCCCACCCCUCCACCUCUGUGACAUCGAACACUCGGUCGCAACCCAAACAGCGACUCACAACAUUAGUUCCUGUCAUAUUUUACGUUGAUGUUUAGGCACCAAUACAAAUGUAAAAUGUAAGGACUACAUGUAAGGGCCAUAACGAAGACUAUACAGGAUUAUAAACAAUUGAUACAGUUCCAGUAUAGUCGGUCUCUGCUUACCACACACAGGAAGAGCCAGACACUCAAGUCAUUAUUAACGAUCAGCUCAAGGGUAUCCCCCCGACUGUCUAGUAUGCUGGUCUGAACAUUAACAUCCUAGACCCAGAGGCCAUAAAGAUGCAUUAACACAACGCCCUUUAUCACUCCACUUGGAGCUAAAAGGUAUUAGUCAAUGUCAGUCAGUCAGUCUUCUACUCAACCAGCUGAGGUCUCGAUCAGUGUAGCAGAGGAAAGCUAGUUGAUGCCUUUUAUGUAUUAUUUUCUAUGUACUUGGUUUGUACUCAAUGGGCACUACAUCCACAGCAACACAGCAGGAUUAUAUUACCACUGUGUCUACAAGAACACACCAACACACACCAGUCGGAGUUGUCUGGUGAUUAGCCUAGCUACACCCACAGUAACACAGUAGGAGCUGUCUGGUGAUUAGCCUAGCUACACCCACAGUAACACAGUAGGAGCUGUCUGGUGAUUAGCCUAGCUACACCCACAGUAACACAGUAGGAGCUGUCUGGUGAUUAGCCUAGCUACACCCACAGUAACACAGUAGGAGCUAUCUGGUGAUUAGCCUAGCUACACCCACAGUAACACAGUAGGAGCUGUCUGGUGAUUAGCCUAGCUACACCCACAGUAACACAGUAGGAGCUGUCUGGUGAUUAGCCUAGCUACACCCACAGUAACACAGUAGGAGCUAUCUGGUGAUUAGCCUAGCUACACCCAAAGUAACACAGUAGGAGCUGUCUGGUGAUUAGCCUAGCUACACCCACAGUAACACAGUAGGAGCUGUCUGGUGAUUAGCCUAGCUACACCCACAGUAACACAGUAGGAGCUGUCUGGUGAUUAGCCUAGCUACACCCACAGUAACACAGUAGGAGCUGUCUGGUGAUUAGCCUAGCUACACCCACAGUAACACAGUAGGAGCUGUCUGGUGAUUAGCCUAGCUACACCCACAGUAACACAGUAGGAGCUAUCUGGUGAUUAGCCUAGCUACACCCACAGUAACACAGUAGGAGUUAGAGCUCACGCUAACACACCAGGAGUGGUGUACUUUGGUUGUCUAGUGAUUUCUUACAGUGCUACAGCCACACCAACACACAGCAGGAGUAUAUUCAGGCGUUCUCUAGUGAUUAUCUCCCAGUGUCCUUUGAACAAAGGUGGGGGCGAACGUGUCUGGAGUCUCUCUGUAUCGACCAAGCCCCCCCACCCCCCCACCUCUCCUCUCUCUAUCCCCCCACCUCUCCUCUCUCUCUCUAUGCCCCCACCUCGCCUCUCUUUCUAUCCCCCCACCUCGCCUCUCUUUCUAUCCCCCCACCUCGCCUCUCUCCAUGCCCCCACCUCGCCUCUCUCCAUGCCCCCACCUCGCCUCUCUCCAUGCCCCCAACUCGCCUCUCUCCAUGCCCCCAACACGCCUCUCUCCAUGCCCCCACCUCGCCUCUCUCCAUGCCCCCACCUCUCCUCUCACCAUGCCCCCACCUCGCCUCUCACCAUGCCCCCACCUCGCCUCUCUCCAUGCCCCCACCUCGCCUCUCUCCAUGCCCCCACCUUGCAUCUCUCCAUGCCCCCACCUCUCCUCUCUCUCUCUAUGCCCCCACGUCGCCCCUCUCUCUCUAUGCCCCCACCUCGCCUCUCUCCAUGCCCCCACCUCGCAUCUCUCCAUGCCCCCACCUCGCCUCUCUCCAUGCCCCCACCUCGCCUCUCUCCAUGCCCCCACCUCGCCUCUCUCCAUGCCCCACCUCGCCUCUCUCUAUCCCCCACCUCUCCUCUCUCUCUAUCCCCCCACCUCUCCUCUCUCUCUAUCCCCCACCUCUCCUCUCUCUCUAUCCCCCCACCUCUCCUCUCUCUCUAUCCCCCCACCUCUCCUCUCUCUCUAUGCCCCCACCUCGACUCUUUCUCUCUAACCCCCCACCUCUCCUCUCUUUCUAUCCCCCCUCCUUUCUCUCUAUCCCCCACCUCUCCUCUCUCUCUAUCCCCCCACCUCUCUCUCUCUGUUUAGUCUGUUUUGUCCCAGUAUCUGGGUCUCAUCUCGCCCCACACCCCUGGGGUAUCUGUUAUGUCCUCUCUGUCGUUCCAGAGCACCACUCUUAAAGCUUUGGCCGCACGCAAGAUCUCUUUGACCAGUGAGUAUUACCAGUUGACCUUUUUACAGAUUCUCACCUCAGUGAAUCAGGAAUUGUAUGUCUUCAAUCUGUAAUUUACAAUCAAAAAGGGUAAAAGUUUUCCCCUCAUGUUAUCACUAUUACACAAUCUGUGAUACUAACCUGUUGUUUCUCUCAGCAGGCAGUAAGACUUCUCCAGAGGGAGCAGCAGCAGGAGAGGCAGACUCGGGGACCGCCGCUGGGAGGAAGAGGAGGUGGGGAUCCAGCACGGCCGUCACCGCCAAGAAACCAUCCAUCAGCAUCACCACAGACUCACUCAAGGUACUGGAGUGGACGAACGGAGGGACACGCACAUGCAUUCUGACAAUCGACUAGUAGAUCAGCAACUCAUGGGGAGAAAAAGAACACUACAUUUAACUUCGGAAAGAACAUGAAUUCAAAGUUGUUACAUUAAAAAUGAUUGACCUCCUUUCGCUCCCCCCCCCCCCCCAGUCUCUGAUCCCAGACAUCAAGCCCAGUCAGGAGGCUGUGGUGGAUCUCCACCCAGACGACAUCCAGCUGUCUGGGGACGAGGACACCUCCUCCACCACCAGGGAGGACCAGGGCCUGGACAAGGACCUCAAGAUCAGACGCACCGUCACACAGGUGGGGAGUACAUGUGUGGGGCUUUCAUGCAUAAAGCCACAGUGUCUCACUCAGAAAAAUAUACACUUGAACUGUUGAUGCUAGUUCAGACGUAAAGUCACACGAGAGCUGGGAGUCGGGAAUACCACUGCUACACCUGUACUGGAGGUGUACUGAUACAGGCUACAGGGGGUCAGAUGGGUCCCCUGUUUAGUAGGCUACUGGAUCAUACACAGACAUCUAUGUAGCAGUACUGUACGGAGGUGGAAUCUGAACCACCAUGCAAUCUCUUGAAUGAUCACAUGACGUUAAUAAUAGUAAUUGGAGACAUACUGGUAGACUCCAUGUAGAUUUAAAAUGGCUUUAGGUCAUCUUUCCCCCACUCACUGUGGUAUUAUUAGGAUCAUCCUGCAAUCAGCUGUAGUGAUUACAUUCUCUCCUCCAUUCACAGGUGGUCCCAGGUGAAAGCCAGGAGAAUGGCCAGGGAGGACGAGAAGAGGAGGAGGAGGAGAAACGGGAGCGUGACAGAGAGAGGACACACAAAGAGAAGAGAAAGGACAGCUACUCAGAAGACACCAUGGAGUGUCAGUCCUCUACAACACAGGACGCCGACACCAAGAAAGGUAACUAACCACAGGGUUGGGGUCAAUACCAUUUCAAUUCAGAAAGUAGACCCAAUUCCAAUUGGACAUUUUCAUCAUUGAAAAGCAGUGAAGAGAAUUGGAAUUUCAGUGUAUUUCUGAAUUGACUGGAAUUGAAAUGGAUUUGACACCAACCCUGAAUUACCACACAACAGUUCUGAAGUGUAACACCAUCUCCCAAGCCUCUUAGGCAAAUACACUAUAUACUCAAAUGAGUGGAUUUGGUUGUUUCAGCCACACCCGUUGCUGACAGGUGUAUAAAAUCAAGCACACAGCCAUGCAAUCUCAAUAGACAAACAUUGGCAGUAGAAUGGCCUUACUGAAGAGCUCAGUGACUUUCAACGUGGCACCGUCAUAAGAUGCCACCUUUCCAACAAGUCAGUUCAUCACAUUUCUGCCAUGCUAGAGCUGCCUCGGUCAACUGUAAGUGCUGUUAUUGUGAAGUAGAAACAUCUAGGAGCAACAACGACUCAGCCACGAAGUGGUAGGCCACACAAGCGCACAGAAAUGGGACCGCAGAGUGCUGAAGCGCAUAGCAUAUAAAAAUGUUCUGUCCUCGGGUUGCAACACUCACUACCGAGUUCCAAACUGCCUCUGGAAGCAACGUCAGCACAAUAACUGUUCGUCGGGAGCUUCAUGAAAUGGGUUUCCAUGGCCGAGCAGCCUAAGAUCACCAUGCGCAAUGCCAAGCGUCGGCUGGAGUGAUGUAAAGCUCGCCGCCGUUGGACUCGAGCAGUGAAAUGCGUUUUCUGGAGUGAUGAAUCACGCUUCCCCAUCUGGCAGUUCCGACGGACAAAUCUGGGUUUGGCGGAUGCCCGGAGAACGCUACCUGCUCCAAUGCAUAGUGCCAACUGUAAAGUUUGGUUCGGGCUAGGCCCCUUAGUUCCAGUGAAGGGAAAUCUUAACGCUACAGCAUACAAUGACAUCCUAGACGAUUCUGUGCUUCCAACUUUGUGGCAACCGUUUGGGGAAGGCCCUUUCCUGUUUCAGCAUGACAAUGCCCCCGUGCACAAAGCGAGGUCCAUACAGAAAUGGUUUGUCGAGAUCGGUGUGGAAGAACUUGACUGGCCUGAACAGAGCCAUGAACUCAACCCCAUCUAACACCUUUGGGAUGAAUUGGAACCCUGACGGCGAGCCAGGCCUAAUCGCCCAACAUCAGGGCCUGACCUCACUAAUGCUCUUGUGUCUGAAUGGAAUCAAGUCCCUGCAGCAAUGUUCCAACAUCUAAUGGAAAGCCUUCCCAGAAGAUUGGAGGCUGUUAUAGCAGCAAAAGGGGGACCAACUCCAUAUUAUUGCCCAUGAUUUUGGAAUGAGAUGUUUGACGAGCAGGUGGCCACAUACUUUUGGACAUGUCUAUUGUGACAAACCUCUAACCCAUUUCUUUCCUACUUUCUCCCUGGCCUUUCCCCCCUUCUCUCUCUCCAUCAGUCACUCCCAGUGAUACUCUGGUGCGUCGCUCCAUCAGUCAGCAGAAGUCUGGUGUGUCUGUUACCAUCGACGAUCCUGUCCGCACAGACAAACAGCCCUCACCGCCCAGAGGCAAAGUCUCCAACAUCGUCCACGUCUGUAACCUGGUGCGACCUUUCACCCUGGGCCAGCUGAAAGAGCUGCUGAACAGGACAGGCUCUGUGGUGGAGGAGGGCUUCUGGAUCGACAAGAUCAAAUCUCACUGCUACGUCACUGUGAGUAACGCUCUCUCUUGCUCACCCUGUCUCUCUCGAUCUCUCUCUCUCAUACCAGUUAUCAUUGUCUGUCUGAGAAUCAAGUCUUGUCAGAUUAUUUAUUCCCAAAUUACUUGAGCCCUGAUGGCUUUGAAAGUCCACACCACACCAUUGUUUUUCAAAUAAUUGGCCAUUGUUUGUUGACCUGUCUCUCUCCUCCCAGUACUCCAGCACAGAGGAGGCUGUGGCCACACGAGCUGCUCUCCACGGGGUGAAGUGGCCCCAGAGCAACCCUAAAUUCCUCAGUGUGGACUUCUGUGAGCAGAAUGAGGUAAUUCUACUCUACCCUCUCACACCCAACAGGGAACAACCGGAUAGUAAUAGUAAACGCUAGAAUUCCAGGAAGAGCCCUGAUGAACUAAUGGGUAUCUUCAUAAACUAGCUUGGGAAAGAAAUAGCUGGCGCUUCACUCAGGCAUAAAGGAAUGUAACCCAACAGAAGGAAUACCUCGGUCUAUUGUGUGUAGAUCAUGUCUAUAAAGAGAGUAUAUAUCAUUUAGAUGUUUUGAUUUUUUUUAAACAGAUAAAAAUACACCUUAUGGAACAGUGGGGACUGUGAAGCAACACAAACAUAGACACAUGCAUACAAUCCAUAAUAAUAAUAAAUACAACCACACAUUAAACCCUUCCUCUCCUCUCUUAUCCAUCCAAGAAAGUGUUUAAAGUGAUAAAACACUGCUGCCCAGGGCCUCCCAAGUGGCGCAGCAGUCUGAGGCACUGCAUCGCAGUGCUAGAGGUGUCACUACAGACCUGGUUCGAUCCCAGGCUGUAUCGCAACCGGCCGUGGUCGGGAGUCCCAUAGGGCGGCGCACAAUUGGCCCAGCGUCGUCCAGGUUAGGGGAGGGCUUUACUUGGCUCAUCGCGCUCUAGUGACUCCUUGUGGCGGGCCGGGCGCCUGCAGGCUGACCUCGGUGGUCAGUUGAACAGCGUUUCCUCUGACACAUUGGUGCGGCUGGCUUCUGGGUUAAGCGGGCGGGUGUUAAGAAGCACGGUUUGGCGGGUCAUGUUUCGGAGGACGCAUGACUCAACCUUCGCCUCCCGAGCCCGUUGGGGAGUUGCAGCGAUGAGACAAGAUUGAAAAUACUAAAAUAAUAAUAAUACAAACAAAUAACACUGCUGCCCAUGUAAAAAUGUACCUCUCCUCUCAUUCACCCUAUUUUCCUCUAAUUCAUCCUUUCUUCCCCUCAUUCUCUCCCUUCUCUAGCUGGACUUCCACAGAGGUCUGCUGACCGUGGACCCCAGAGAGGAGCAUCGCCCCCAGCCUGCUGUGGGUCCUGGAGGUCCCAAAGUCCGUCCGGGGGGGCUGCCCCCUCUGAUGCCUGAACGGGACGGGCGUGGGGACCGCGGGGCUGUCGGAGGGGUGCGGGACCAGUGGGCGGAGAGAGAAAGGGAGAUGGAACGCCGGGAGAGGACCAGGGCGGAACGCGAGUGGGACCGGGACAAGGUCCGAGACUUCGGAGACAAACCAGGAGAGGUGCGGGAGAGAGGGAGGAGAUCUCGCUCCCUGGAUAGAGAGAGGAGGCGGAAGGAGAGGGACGGGAAGGAGAGGAAGACCGACAAAAAGGGUGAGAGGGGUUUUAAGCCUUGCAGAAGCUCCUGUUAGAUAGAUAGCACAUUAAAACUGACUUUUGAAAGUAUUGUUACUACAUCAUGUUACUGAACACCUCAAAAUGUCCUAGCUAUGUUCGUAGCCUAUAGCUAUGAUGUUCAGACGCUCACUCGCUCCCCCUCUCUCCUCCGUCCUCCAUUUUGAUCUGUUCCAACAGAAGAGCCUCCUGCCAAACUACUAGACGACCUCUUCAGUAAGACCAAAGCAGCUCCCUGUAUAUACUGGCUUCCCCUCACUGAGGAACAGGUUAGAGACACACAAACUCAUCCUAAUGCAACAACUUGAUAGGAGUGUGUGUGUUGUUAUUAAUGACCUUUGUUGGUAUCUCCAGGCAAACGAGAGGGAGAAGGAACGGGAAGAGCGACAGAAAGAACGAGAGAGGAGGCGGAAAGAACAGCAGGAGGAGGAGGACAAGAAGCGAGAGGAGGAGAGGAAGGAGAGAAUAAAAAGCAGAGAGGAGGGAGGAGCUGCGGUCAGCACUGGAGGUGGGAGUGUCCGGGGAUCUGAGGGAGACCGGGACAGAGAGCGGGAGCGAGGGAGGGACAGGGAGGGGGAGCGAGGGAGGGACAGAGAGGGGGAGCGAGGGAGGGACCGAGAGGGGGAGCGAGGGAGGGACAGAGAGGGGGAGCGAGGGAGGGACAGAGAGGGGGAUAAGAGGAAGGACAGUGGUGGAUUCAAACCCAGAGGUCCCGACGCUAAACCCUUGUCCGGGUUCCGCCGUAGCCGUAGCAACCUCCGAGACAGACGCCGCUGA